CCGCAUGCUGCCCUCAGGGAGCCAUUACUAGAACCGGGGGGCUUGAUUGCUCAGAAACGUCCAGGAUCGUUGCUUCAGGAGACACCUGGGAAUUGUUAAGGGGCUGCACGUUUCCUGAAGUCAGCCUGUCCUCCUAUACCCAAGCCAUGCUUCUGGGUGGCCUGAAGCAGCUAAGGUUUCAGCUGCGAACAGUGGAGUCCACCUUGACCCCGGGCAGCUGGCUGCGGUCAGUGUGCCGCAGCAGCAGCAGGCUCCCCUUCCAGGAAGGAGAAGGGAAAGCAUCUUCCUUUUCGGAAACAAGAUGGAAAGACACAGCAGAGACAGUAAUCAUUGGAGGUGGCUGUGUUGGUGUGAGCCUAGCUUACCAUCUGGCCAAAGCUGGGAUGAAGGAUGUGGUGCUUUUGGAAGCAUCGGAACUCACUGCUGGAUCUACAUGGCAUGCAGCAGGUUUAACAACUUAUUUUCAUCCUGGAAUAAACUUGAAGAAAAUACAUUAUUACAGCAUUAAGCUUUAUGAAAAACUGGAAGAAGAAACUGGGCAGGCGGUGGGCUUCCAUCGGCCUGGAAGCAUCAGAAUUGCCACAACUCCUGAAAGGGUGGAUGAGUUUAAAUAUCAAAUGACUCGAACUCGCUGGCAUGCUACGGAACAGUAUCUUAUUGAGCCUGAAAAAGUACAAGAGAUGUUUCCCUUACUGAACAUGGAAAAGGUUUUAGCUGGACUUUAUAAUCCUGGAGAUGGUCACAUAGAUCCUUAUUCUCUCACUAUGGCGCUGGCUGCUGGGGCCUGGAAGUAUGGUGCUCUACUAAAAUUUCCUGCUCCAGUGACUAAUCUAAAACCCAGAUCAGAUGGGGCAUGGGACAUUGAAACCCCACAGGGAUCUAUUCGUGCUAAUAGAAUUGUGAAUGCCACAGGAUUUUGGGCUCGUGAAGUUGGCAAAAUGAUUGGACUAGAACAUCCUCUCAUUCCGGUUCAUCAUCAGUAUCUUGUCACAGCAACCAUACCUGAAGUGAAAGCUUUAAAAAAAGAACUAGCAGUUCUUCGAGACCUGGAAGGAUCGUACUAUGUGCGACAGGAACGAGACGGGCUUUUAUUUGGUCCAUAUGAAAAUCAGGAGAAAAUGAAGGUCCAAGAUUCCUGGGUGACCAACGGAGUCCCACCAGGUUUUGGAAAGGAACUUUUUGAGUCUGAUUUAGACAGAAUCAUGGAAAAUGUGGAAGCUGCCAUGGAUAUGAUCCCAGUCUUGAGAAAGGCUGACAUCAUCAAUAUUGUUUCUGGUCCUAUCACCUACUCUCCGGACAUUCUGCCCAUGGUGGGACCACACCAGGGUGUUAAAAAUUACUGGGUGGCCAUCGGUUUUGGAUAUGGGAUCAUCCAUGCUGGUGGGGUAGGGAAAUAUCUCAGUGAUUGGAUUCUUGGUGGAGAACCUCCUUUUGACCUGAUUGAACUGGAUCCCAAUCGUUAUGGAAAAUGGACAACAACUCAGUAUACAGAGGCUAAAGCGAGAGAGUCUUAUGGAUUCAACAAUAUUGUGGGUUACCCUAAAGAAGAAAGGUUUGCUGGGAGACCUACUAAAAGAAUCAGUGGGAUUUAUAAUAUCCUUAAUUCUAAGUGCUCCAUGGGCUUCCAUGCAGGAUGGGAGCAGCCACAUUGGUUUUACAAGCCUGGACACGAGCCUGGAUAUAAGCCAAGCUUCCAACGUACAAACUGGUUCCAGCCGGUGGGUUUAGAGUAUCAACAAGUUAUGCAAAAAGUGGGGGUGAUUGACCUAUCACCAUUUGGCAAGUUUAAGGUCAGAGGCAAAGAUUCUCUUAAACUGUUGGAUCACCUCUUUGCAAAUGUCAUUCCAAAGGUGGGUUUUACAAAUAUAAGUCACAUGUUGACACCAAAAGGCAGAGUUUAUGCUGAGAUGACCGUCUGCCAGCAAUCUCCAGGGGAGUUCUUACUGAUAACUGGUUCUGGGUCAGAGCUUCACGACCUGAGAUGGAUUGAAGAAGAAAUUGUGAAAGGUGGAUAUGAUGUCGAAAUUGAAAAUAUUACAGAUGAACUUGGAGUCCUUGGAGUAGCGGGGCCAUCAGCAAGAAGAGUUCUUCAGAGACUGACCUCUGCUGAUCUUAGUAGUGAUGCAUUCAAAUUCCUCCAAUCUAAACCUUUAACAAUUUCCAAUAUUCCUGUUACUGCUAUUAGGAUAUCCUAUACAGGUGAACUGGGCUGGGAGCUCUACCAUAAACAAGAAGACUCUGCCAUGCUCUAUGGGGCCAUCAUGGAAGCAGGCCAGGAGGAAGGAAUUGACAAUUUCGGAACUUAUGCUAUGAAUGCCUUAAGAAUGGAAAAAGCUUUCAGGGCCUGGGGGUCAGAGAUGAAUUGCGAUACAAAUCCUCUGGAGGCUGGGCUAGACCAUUUCAUAAAGUUAAAUAAACCAGCAGAAUUCAUAGGAAAGCAAGCACUGAAACAGAUGAAAGAAAAGGGGCUGAAACGGAGAUUGGUCUACCUCACCUUGGAGACGGAUCAUGUGGAUCCAGAGGGAAAUGAAAGCGUCUGGCAUGAUGGCAAGGUUGUGGGCAACACUACCUCUGGAAGCUACAGUUACAGCACUCGGAAGAGUCUGGCUUUUGCUUAUGUCCCCAUGGAGCUUAGUAAAGUGGGACAGAGAGUGGAGGUUGAACUGCUGGGCAAAAGUUACCCAGCAACCAUCAUACAAGAACCACUGGUUUUGACUGAGCCCGCUAGAGCUCAGCUUCAGAAAAAGACUGGAAAUAGCCAAGUCUGAAUGAAAAGGAGGGAGAAAACUACCCUUAGUAGUUUCAUAGCUGCUUUACACGUUGUGUGACUAUGUGACUGCUCUCAGGACUAUGAAUCACUGCGAUUCUCCUGAGGAAUGUUUUCUUUUCCAAAUUCCGCUAAUGAAUCAACUUCAGAAUCAACCAAAUCCAGAUUUAGGUUCACUCUAAUAUCUGUUCCCCUUUUCUUCACUUCCCCUCCUCCCAGCUGUUUUCUAUUCUUUUUUUAAAGGCAGGAUUUCAAAUAGGUGAUUUAUAUUGUCCUUUCAAACCAAAAACUUGCUGGACAAUUUAUUUCUCAAGUAUUGUAUCGUGCAGCAUUGGAUCAGCAAAAAGAUCCCAACAGGCUGUUCUUUCCAACAUGUAAUCAUUAUAACUCUUAAAAGACAACAAGUAGUUUUUUAUAAACUUGUAUUUUUUUAUGUUUAUAAAUCAGUGAGAGAAUGGUUCUAUUCAUGUCUCAUAUAAAAACAAGCAAGAACAUUAUUGUUGUGAGGUGCCCUUUACUGGGCAACCUUAGAUAAGUCAAAUAAGCAGUUGAUGAAAAUGCUCACAAUGGAAAUAAUCUUAAAUACAUCUUAACUAGCUUAGUACUUGACUAGUUUAAUGACAGAUCUGUUCAAGUGUAAGAAACAUUAAAUGUUUUCACAAUAUCUGCCUUGGAAACAACUCAGACAUUGUUAUAGAACAAUCCCUAUGUCCUUUUGGAAGGUCGUUUUAGGAGGAAAAAUUGCAAAGAAAGAACAUAGUCUUCCCUAGGAAUUGUUCCUUCCAAACCUUCAGCAAAGAAACUGAAGCAUAAAUAGAUUGUGCCAGUGAAAACACGGUUUGAAUAAUGAAUACCUAUCAUUGAAGAAAGAAUUAAUGGAAGUUGACAUCACACUGAGCUGUUCUGAAUAUCAUUUUACAAAGCAGGUCAAAAUAAAGUAUAAAAGCUGACAGGGCUGCACUUAGCGUUACGCACAGCAAGAAAUCCAUUUGGAAAUUAUUCUUUGUUCGACUUUCAAAAAUGAUUUGGGUCUACUUGGCUGAACCAAUCCGAAAUAUUCCUUUUCUUAAAGGUGACACUAUUUAUAACCAAGUAGUAUGUGGAAUAUAUGUUUUUUGCUCAAAGACAUUCGCUAGUUAUUAAAGAAAACGUGGUAUGAAACACAAAAAACUAUAGUUAGAAUAAAUAAACCAUAACAACACUUCUUAAUUUGUAUGUUUCAGAAACAUGACAAAUUUACUAAUAUCAGGUGUGUUAUGAAACAUAAUAUAGUGGUCAGACACUUGGAAUCUCAAAUCCACCCUUUUUCUUGGGCAGAUCAUUACAUGAGGAAAGUGAAGAUGCAGCCUCCAUCUCAGCACAGUUCUUAUUUAGCAAGCAUCAUAUAGGCUCUCUACCACUACAUCUAUGAUCUCUACCACCAGCUGGAACUUCUACAGGGGGUGGUCUUUUCUGUGAAUUAGCAUGCCACCUUUCUUAACGAUUUUCGACCAAGGAUGAGUACUAGAUGCCACUCUUUUUCUCAGUAAAUAACCAUUCAUUGAGUACUUCCUUUAACCAAGACACAAACAUAAUUAAGUCAGUCCAUGCUCUAAUGGACUAGGCUUUCUCUGUGCUUCCAUCACUGUCCUCUCAGAGUGCUGUAGAUGUUAUUUGGAACACCUUUAAACAAACAAGACUGAAUAAUCUUGGGGAACAAAUAAAGAGAGCACAUGGAAGGAUACUGCUUAAUCCAGUGGUAAUGCAUCCCAGGCACAUGGGACAGCCUAAAGAUGCAGAGACUGCUGAUGGAAUGUUGUGUGUGAGGAACCCAGGAAGAAGGCCUGGUAAAAGCAUAUGAUUCAGUUAUUUUGCAACAAUAACAAUGAUUUCCUAAAACUUGUGAUUGAGAUUGGAGAAGGAUGAGGAGGGAAGUGGACAUUAAAAGAUAUCCUACUUCUUCAUCUGAGAGCAACUUUAUGAUUGUCUGAGCAUCCCAAGAUAAUACCUUUUCCUAUCUUACACUUUCCUCAGCUUGAGUUGGUACUAGGAUGGUGGUGGCUGUUAAGGCAAAGUUAUCCAGGAUUCUUAGAAUUUUUAGUUAGAAAAGACUUUGAAGAUCAGAAAGGACAAUGCCCAGUCCCACUGCUCUGUGCCACCCCUUCCCUCUAAGUCUAGGCUUGCACCUGGUCAAAUAUCCUUCACCAUCUCCUCCCCUACUCAGAUGUACUUCAGCAAGGCUACUUUGAAGCAGAUGGAUGUCCCAACUCAGAGUAGGACCUUUGAGUUCUACUUUCUCUGUUCACGUACCUAUACAUCUCUACUCAGGUGCUGAAGCCACUAUGGUUAGAAGAACAUGAGCACCAAGUAUUCCAUAAGCAGUGGCUCCAUUAGAGUGGUUGUUGAUUCCUCAGUGCAGCUGCCAGCAAAAGAAACUGCACAUGCUGGACAUAAUGGCUGCCAAAUCCAGCCUGAAAAAGAUCAACUCUGACCUGUUGUCUGAGGUCUAAUUCCAAGUAGAAGCCACUGAAGGCAUUGACAAAAUAUUUGAACCAUGAAAUUGAGAGCUGAACUUUUGGCAUCAUCCUCCAAGAUGGUGUGGAAAGGUCAACUCCACAGAGUCAUCUUGAGUCAAACAGCCCAGAAAAUGGCCAGGAAGGAGGAUACCUUCUCUAAGCUCUCUGUCAGUUAGUCAGUCAACAAGCAUUUAUUAAACAUUUACUAUGUGCCAGACACUGUGCUAAGCACUAAGAACAGAAAAUAGAAACAAAAGACAGCCCCUACCUUAAAGGAGCUUAUAUUCUUUUGGGGAAGACAUCACAUAAAAGGGAUCUGAAAAUUCACCUAGCACAGGGGCGUGGAAUAGAAAGCCCUAUGGAGAUGAGACACUGCAGCUGUGUAACCUGGAGAGGGCUGAAGAUGCCUCCUUCACCCCAAAGAUUAAGAGCUAGAAAAGUCCUGUGGGAAAAAAAGGAUCAGAAUGGAAAGCAGAAGUUCCUACCCAAACAUCACACUUCACAGAAUUUUCACACUGUGGUAGGCUUUUUACAUUCUUUUUCAUUUUAUUCUUCACUGCAAUGCAUUGUAGACAGUUAUCUCACAGAUAACUGUUCCCCCAAAUGCCUGGGACUGGUAGCAAAGAAUGCUCAGAAUAGUAAAGUUCUUAGAGGGAAGGCAAAAGAUAAUUUCUUAAAAUUGUAUUCACGUGAAAGGCUGGUGUAUAAAACUAUGCUCUCCAUAUAUAUUCUCCAUAUAUACUCUCCUUACUAUCCAGUAAGAGAUCUUAAGAAGACCUCCCUAUGUUAUCAAAAUGGAAUCGAAGCCACUCUUGAAUAGUUUCUUUAAAUGAGCAAGAAACAUGCUAGCUGCAAACUUUAAUUCAAGGAUUUGUAUUUUAUUUAAAGAUUCUGGGAUGCUAAAGGAUAGUACUCAGUUUGCAGGGGUCCUCCAAUUUUUGAUCCUGUUUCCUUCUUGAACUAUUCAUUGAAAUAAUGGGGCCAUGAAUAAGAUCAACCACAACUUACCAUAGUGAGUGGUCUUCAGUUUUUUCCUAAUGAAGAAAUAACGGUUUUCUCUUACUGACUCUUAUCUCUCAUUUUGAGAAAUUUCUUUUCCUCUUUCUGAAGGACCAGACAAGCUGCAGAUAGUGAUCAUAGAAGUUAGAUCUUGUAAAAACUAUCUUUAAAAGAGCCCAGGAAGAGAAAUAGAAAGGGGGGGAAAGUUAGAAUGAAUUGGAAUAUCCCAAACUUUAAGUUACUGCUAUUUAUAACAACAAUCACAAAAUUUUUGAUACAAGUUCAAAAAGAGAAAAGUAGAUCAGUGGAACAAAAUAGAUAAGCAAGAACCAGAAACCACCAAACUAAUUAGCCCAGUGUUUGAUAAACCCCUAAGUGCAAACUUCAGGAGGAAGGAUUUGCCAUUUGUCAGGAACUGCUGGGAAAACUGGAAAGCAGUUUGACAGAAAAAAUUGGUUUAGUUCUGCAUCUUACUCCUUAAGACCAGAAUAAGUUCCAGUUCAUUCAAGACUUAAUAUAAAAGGUCUAAUCAUUUUUUUCUAACUUGGAAGAAAAUGGAAGUACCUUUCAGAGCUAUAAGUAGAGAGAGAGUUCAUGAUCAAACUAGGGAUAGAGUAAAUCACACAAAAUAAAAAAGAUAAUUUCAGUUUGUGAAGAGAAUGAUGAUUUUCAUAAUAAUUGAUAUAUGUAUAAUGAACAUACUAAUAAUUUAGAUUUUUCAGAACUGCCUCUCUUGUGAGUUAGAAGCUCACAAUGAAGCUUUAAAUGAUCAAUAAAACCUUGCCAAUGCUCACAAUCACUGCCUGUACCUUAAGUGAAGUGAAUCAAAUACUGUAAGAACCUGUUCUUGUCACAGAGCUCUGGUCCUGUGACCCACCAAGUCACGACCCCCAAAACUAGACUCCAGAAUUGUUGAAUUGUCUUCCAUUUGUGGGUUUGUCAUGGGAAACCGCUCAAUCCCUAGAAAUGAUUGUUUGUAAUCCACAUUCCCCCUUCCCUUCCCAUUGUGAUUUAUAUAUAUAAUCUCUGUCUUCACUACAGCAAGGUGAAAUCCUGAAAUUCCCAAUUUGCAAAUCUGUUUCUCAUAAUGAAACAAAUUAAUUAAACAGCUACCUGAUUACUGGCA
Messenger RNA from Vombatus ursinus (common wombat), 7387 nucleotides. It is a transcript of the gene DMGDH, whose product is annotated as dimethylglycine dehydrogenase. Gene Ontology annotation, molecular function: protein binding; oxidoreductase activity. Lineage: Eukaryota; Metazoa; Chordata; Mammalia; Diprotodontia; Vombatidae. Bases 147 to 2768 code for a protein of 873 amino acids. Gene Ontology annotation, cellular component: mitochondrion. The transcript has 16 exons. The record is from RefSeq and is a predicted model, not a curated record.